CUCUGCUUCACUGCAGGUGGUCGAAGAAGAAGAAGGCCCUCGAUCUCCUGCCCUCCACUCCACCAGAGCCGGUGCGAUCCCGGUCCCGACCGACCUCAGCACAGCAUGUUCGUGGUCGAGGACAAGGGCGGCGCCAUCGCGCUGAUGCUGGCGUCGCUGCUGUUCCUGGGCACGUGGCCGGCCGUGCUGACGCUGCUGGAGCGCCGAGGCCGGCUGCCGCAGCACACGUACCUGGACUACUCCGUCACGAACCUCCUCGCGGCCGUGCUCAUCGCGCUCACCUUCGGCCAGCUCGGGGGCGCCAGGCGCGGCAUGCCCAACUUCCUCACGCAGCUCGGCCAGCCCAACUGGCCUUCCGUGCUGUUCGCCAUGGCCGGAGGCGUCGUGCUCAGCGUCGGGAACCUCUCCACCCAGUACGCUUGGGCCUACGUCGGUCUCUCCGUCACCGAGGUCGUCAGCUCCAGCAUGGUGGUCGUCAUUGGCACGACGCUGAACUACUUCCUGGACAACCGCAUCAACAGGGCAGAGAUUCUGUUUCCCGGCGUGGCAUGCUUCCUUGUUGCUGUCAUCCUUGGCUCUGCUGUCCACGCCUCCAACGCAGCUGACAACGAGGAGAAGCUCAGUGCCUCCACAAAUGCCUACCAGCUUGGUAGGACAGCUGGGGCUGCGGAACCAAGCAAGCAUGUCCUAGACAAAGAUGUUGCCAAGGACUUGGAGAAUGGAGUCUCUGGAACAAAGCAAGCUGACAAAGCGGAGGCAGGCACCGCAGAAUACCUCAUUCAACUCGAAGAGCGGCGGUCAAUCAAGGUAUUCGGUUCAAACACGUUCAUCGGUCUGGGGAUCGUGUUCUUCGCGGGGGCGUGCUUCUCGCUCUUCUCCCCGGCGUUCAACCUGGCAACCAACGACCAGUGGCGCACGCUCAGGGGCGGCGUGCCGCACCUGGUGGUCUACACCGCCUUCUUCUACUUCUCCGUCGCGUGCUUCGCCGUCGGCGUCGGCCUCAACGUGCUGUUCCUCUACCGCCCCAUGGCCGGGGUGCCCAGGUCCUCCCUCGGGGCCUACCUCGGGGACUGGGACGGCCGGCACUGGGCGCUCCUCGCCGGCCUGCUCUGCGGCUUCGGCAACGGCCUCCAGUUCACGGGCGGGCAGGCCGCGGGCUACGCCGCCGCCGACGCGGUCCAGGCGCUGCCGCUCGUCAGCACCUUCUGGGGCGUACUGCUCUUUGGGGAGUACCGCAAGUCGUCGCGGAAGACGUACCUCCUGCUCGGCUUCAUGCUCUUCAUGUUCGUCGCCGCCGUCGCCGUGCUCAUGGCUUCGUCAGGUCACAGGACCACAGAGUGAUCCUGGUCCUGUCAGUCAGGCUGUCACGCCCUAACAUGCAUGAAAUCUUCGGUACAAAGGAAUGGAGAUGUACAUAAAAAUGUUUCUGUUGUGAUUGAUCAGGUAUAUAGCACCAUAUAAAAAUUAAAGCUAUUUAUAUUCUUUCC
Molecule: messenger RNA, 1487 nt
Organism: Zea mays
Lineage: Eukaryota; Viridiplantae; Streptophyta; Magnoliopsida; Poales; Poaceae
Exons: 5
Coding region: 106-1341 (411 amino acids)
Biological process (GO): nitrogen compound transport
Cellular component (GO): membrane
Molecular function (GO): allantoin:proton symporter activity; uracil:monoatomic cation symporter activity
Source: RefSeq, marked provisional